Molecule: messenger RNA, 219 nt
Organism: Penicillium coprophilum
Lineage: Eukaryota; Fungi; Ascomycota; Eurotiomycetes; Eurotiales; Aspergillaceae
Gene: tfb5
Product: TFIIH complex subunit TFB5
Exons: 3
Coding region: 1-219 (72 amino acids)
Biological process (GO): transcription by RNA polymerase II; nucleotide-excision repair; nucleotide-excision repair, preincision complex assembly
Cellular component (GO): transcription factor TFIIH holo complex; transcription factor TFIIH core complex
Source: RefSeq, a predicted model, not a curated record
AUGCCACGCGCCGUCCGAGGUCUACUGAUCGAAUGCGAUCCCUCAAUCAAAUCCAUGAUCCUCAAGUACGAUGAAGAACGACAUGACUACAUAGUGGAGGAUCUGGAUGACGAGAACCAUCUGGUCAUCAAGGAGAGCCAACUUCAGAACCUCAAGAUUCGCCUGGAUCAGGACCUUGACGAAAAGAUCAUGCAGCUCGAUGAAUCUGAAUCCGAAUAA